Molecule: messenger RNA, 12642 nt
Organism: Myotis davidii
Lineage: Eukaryota; Metazoa; Chordata; Mammalia; Chiroptera; Vespertilionidae
Gene: DNAH14
Product: dynein, axonemal, heavy chain 14
Exons: 78
Coding region: 39-12587 (4182 amino acids)
Biological process (GO): microtubule-based movement
Cellular component (GO): dynein complex
Molecular function (GO): minus-end-directed microtubule motor activity; dynein intermediate chain binding; ATP binding
Source: RefSeq, a predicted model, not a curated record
UGCAGCCUAUGACUUCAUAGUUUUAUUCGGAAAAAAACAUGGCAUCAUAUAUACCCGCUGAUUUGACAAUAAUAUGUAAAGACGCGAAUGAGGGGCAAAGCAACAAAAAAACAAGAUUUGUUCACUAUGAAGAGCAGAAUUACCAAUAUGUCGCACCAUCGCAGAAUCAACCAGCUCCAACGACAGAAAACGAAACAGUCUGUAGACCGUGUCCCGCAUCCUUGAAGUCGGAAAAAACAGAAGUUUUUUACCCAGAUGAUUACUAUCCAGAUUAUCUUCCAGAAAGUAGAACUCAACAGGUUGUUGCUCCAAAGCCAGUUCCCCAGAAGAAGAAAGAGAAAUCAAAGGAAAAAAAGGAUCAAACCUGUCCUUCUCCGAAAGCCAAGGAGAAAAGGCUCGUGUCCUAUGAUAGGACAGAACCAGAGGAUGACAAUGUGAUUAGACACAUCCUCAGGCUGAGAGGAAAGCUUGGGUGGCAGACAAAAUUACCGCACUGUAAGUUGGAUUACAGGAAUCCCGAAACUACAGUUCAGAAGAUUACUGUAAAGAAACCUUUGGAAGAUGAUGGCGAAUUUGUAUAUUGCCUUCCUCGGAAAGACCCUAACGUCUUUUGUAAUCCAUACAAUCUUCAGGUGGUCUCUGCCCACAAAGCUAGAAAUUGCAAAGAAUUUUGGACUAUUACUGCUUCAUUCGUUUCAAAGGUUACCAAAAUAGGUGUCGUGGAAGAUGUAGAACUCAUACCUACUCUGGAAUGGCUAAUAGAAAGGAGAUGCUUCUACAUAUUACAAAAAUUCAAGAUCGUUUCUAAUUUUCGAAUGAAUAAAGCAUUUGUUACUUGGAAAUUGACGGUUAGAAGAAUUAAGACAGACAGAAGCAGGAGUGAUUCAGUGGCAGAAAAGGAAGGAAUUAGAGAAUUUUUUGAGUCAAGCUUCUCUAAAGAUGCCAGACCACAUAUCAAGCUGCCUGUAUAUCGACGUUUAUUAAAAAAAAUUUUGAGGUUUUUCAUGCUGGUUGACUACAUAUUUCAGGAGCUCAUCCGCCAGCUGAUGAACACUGCAGUCACUCUACUUUUGGAAUUAUUUCAUAGUUCUGCUAGAAUGCCAUUUUCAGCGGAAAAAAGGAAUGAAAACCUAAUCAAAACAUACAAGGAUAUCUUUGCUCUUACUGGAAGGAUAACAAAUGAUAAUGAAGAACUUGUUAUUAAUUCAAACAUAUAUGCUACUGCUGUUCCAAAGUCAGACUUAAAAGCAGAAGCGGAUAUUAAUGAGGUUUUCAAUUCCAUUAAAUUGGAUAAGGACCUGACAAAAUACGCACCGGUAUUUGAAGUCAAUCUACACUUGAGAAUUCCUUCUGAGAGGGAUUCUUUGAGCAGCUCCAGAGAGAGCUUCCAGGAAUCCGAGCGGUCCUCGGAGAAAUCCGCGCUGUACCAGGAGGAGGAAAUGCCAGAGAGUGAAGUCAGCAGCGUCAAACCCUCCAGCGAUGAGCUGCUAGUGAUGCGGCCGAAACCCACCACGUUUUUAGAAUUCCCUACGAAUCUCUUAAUUGCUCCCAACAGACUCGACCUCUCAAUAAAAAUUCAGAAUAUGCUGGCUGAUCUUGAGAAAUGCAUAACCCAAAUUAUUCCUCUUGACCGAGAUCCCCGCCUGGCUGAUUUCACGGAUCCGGAGUUAUUGAGUGCGACAGAAAGGGGGGCAGACGCUAAGGAGCCACCCCCAUGGCCAGAUUGUCAGAUCCUGUUUGAAACGGACCCUGCCUACCAAAACAAAAUUGUGUGCCUCCUGACCAUCCUUGGCAAUUCGAUGAACCUGGUGAACGGUUACAGCCGCCGGUUCACAAAAUACUGCGUGAUGGUCGAGCGGGCCAAAGUCACGAGUAUGAAAAUAGCCCUGAUGGACGAGCUGACCUCCGCAGAGUUUAGGGCCAUCCUCGGCAAGUUCCUCAGCUACCUCAGAGAGGUGGUCAGUAUGGUCACCGAGAAGCGCAUUGGCAUCUUCAACGUGGUCAGCGCCGACUACCAGUCGGAGUGCUUGCCGCACGUGGAGGACACCCUGCAGACCAGCCAGGCCCUCCUGCGGUCCGUCAUCAAAAAGAAGAACACGCAUCUACUGGAAGUCAUAGAAUCAUCAUUGAAAAAACUGGAGUGUCAUCCCAUUGAAAUUGAAGAAUUCGUGGAACAUUUUACUUUUCUGGAUGCAAUUUCCUCCAAAAUAUCUAAAUUAGAGAAAGAGUACUCAACCAUUGGCCAGCUGUAUUCCGUUCUGACUUACUACCAGGUCUAUAUUUCAGAAGAGCAAGUCGCCACCCAUAAAGUCCUUCUGAUCAGGUUCACUCAGCUGAAAAGUGCUGUGAAGCUAAGCAAACUGAACAAGGACGCCGCCGUUGGCAAGUUCAGAGACAACCUGGAAGCGUAUGUCACCGAUCUGAGGACCGACGCCAGUAAUUUGAAGGCCAAAGUGAGGACGCCUGUCCUGUUGCACAUGGGGACCCCGGCGUCCACCGCGAUGGAGAUGGUCCAGUCCUUCUCCCAGGAAGCCGCCACCCUCGCCAACAAGGUCCAGAUCUGCGCCAACUACCAGGAGUCCAUCAGCGAGGCCCAGUCGCACCUGCACCCCCUGAACGUGGAGGAGCUCACCCAGGCGGUGGCGGCCGACAUCUCCGACAUCGACUACGAGCUGACCUUGAGGAAGAUCCUGUGGGAGGCGCAGGAGGAGUGGCGGGCGCUCUUCCAGGAGUGGCGGGCCAGCACCCUUCACGACAUCGACAUAGAAUCGGUGCAGAGCAACGUGUCCAAGUGGCUGAGCCUGAUCUUGGUCCUGGAAAAAGCAUCACCAGGGAAAUGGGUCAGUGCAGAGGUGCCAUGCCCGUGCGAGCAGAUGUGUCAGUAUGAAAAUGAAAUCAAUGACAUCUCAACCUCAGCCACGCACGAAGCUGCCCUUGAAAAGCUGCUGUUUAAGAUCAUCGACCUGUGGAAGACGACCCCUUUGCACUUGGUCCUUCAUCACACGGAGACGGACGAGAUCCUCAUCAUUUCGUCUCUGGAUGACUUGCUGGCCCAGCUGGAGGAGUCGCAGGUCAUGCUCGCCACCGUGAAAGGGUCCUCGUAUAGCGAGCCCAUCAAGGGUCUUGUGGAAAAAUGGGAUCAAAAGUUGACUCUCUUCUCGCACACCCUGGAGGAGUGGGUGAACUGUCAAAGAUCUUGGCUUUACCUUGAACCCGUCUUCAAUUCUUUGGAGGUAAAAAGGCAGCUCCCAGCAGAAUCAGAACUCUUCUCUCAGGUGAUGGACACGUGGAAGGAGAUCAUGUUAAAAAUCCAGAACAAGCUGAACGCGUUGGGAAUAGCCAUCUCCUCGGGCGUCCUGGGGAUCCUGAGGAACUGUAACGCCUCCCUCGAACGUAUAAAGAAAAGCCUGGAGGACUACCUUGAAGUUAAAAGGAUGAUUUUCCCAAGAUUCUACUUCCUUAGCAACGAGGAACUUCUCGCGAUCCUGGCGGGGAGCAGCGACCCCGAGUCCGUCCAGCCCCACCUGGUGAAAUGCUUUGAGAACAUCAAGCAGCUGCUGAUCUGGAAGCAGGAGAUCGGCCCCCCCACCGUGAUAAUGCUCAUCUCCAAUGAAGGGGAGGCCCUGUUGCUGCCCAAAUUUGUGAAGGAAGGGAUCGAGGAAUGGAGCCGCCAGCAGUUUUCCAGCUGGGUGGUGUCCCACCCAGGACAAGUGGUGCUCACCGUGUUACCUUUUCAGAGCCAGAUCAUGUUUUACAACGAUUGCACCAAAAGUUUCACGAGUUCUGAUCCGAGAGAAGGGCUGGAAAAAGCCCACGCGGAUCUGAUACAACACUUAGAGCAGAUCGCAGGGCUGGUGGUGCUGGACACGAGCAACGCUCGGACGAAAGUGGUCCUGGGGGCAUUGAUCACGCUCUACGUUCACUGCAAAGACAUAGUGAGCGAUUUACUGCUUAAAAACAUCUUCAACGCCGAGGAUUUUGAGUGGACAAGACAUCUGCAGUAUAAAUGGAAUGAAAAACAGAUGUUGUGCUACGUCUCCCAAGGCGAUGCCAGGUUCACGUACGGCUACGAGUACUUGGGCUGCACGCCCCGGCUGGUCAUCACGCCUCUCACCAACAGGUGCUGGCUCACUCUCACCGGGGCGCUGCACCUGAACAUGGGGGGCUGUCCUUCGGGCCCCAACGGCACCGGAAAAACCGAGAGCGUCAAAGACCUGGCCAAAUCCUUAGGUAAACACUGUGUCGUCUUCAACUGCUUUGAGGAUCUGGAUUAUAAGAUAAUGGGAAGAUUCUUCUUUGGACUAGUUCAGUCAGGCGCGUGGUUUUGUUUCGAUGAAUUCAAUCAGAUUGAUGUGGAAAUCCACUCGGUGAUUGCCUCCCUGAUCCAAACAAUUAAGGCGGCUAAAGACAGCUACUCCGUCAGGUUUGAACUGGAAGGAAAGAAGAUUCGUAUCAACCUGUCCUGUGCGGUAUUUAUCACCGUGAAUUGCGGGGACAAGGGUCACGUGGGUCUCCCCCAUACCUUAAAGGCCCUCUUCCGCCCGGUGGCCAUGGUGGUGCCCCACUAUGAAAUGAUCGCCGAGAUCAGCCUGUUGGCCGUCGGUUUCCAGUCUGCAAAGUCGCUCUCCAGGAAGCUGGUGAACCUGUACGGGCUGGCCAGCACGCAGCUCUCCCAGCAGGAUCAUUAUAACUUUGGCCUGCGGGCCCUGAAGACAAUUAUAACAAUGGCAGGGAAGAAGCGGAAGUUUAAAAGCCUCUCCGAAGCCGAGGAGACGCCGAUCGUCAUCGAAGCCGUGAGGGAAGCCAGCCUGCCCACGUGCACCGCCCGCGACGUCCUCCCUUUUGAGAACAUCAUCCGAGACACUUUCCCCAAAGCCACCGUUUCUCCAGUCAGCCAGGCUGCCCUGGAGAAAGUAGUAGCUCUUGCGACACAGUUGUUGGGCUUACAGCAAUGGCCAGCUCAGAAGGAGAAAAUCAUACAGUUUCAUAACCAGCUGCAGGCUUGUGUUGGUGUGAUGUUAGUGGGCCCAACAGGUGGAGGAAAGACGACUGUCAGAAGAAUUCUAGAAAAAGCGUUAACACUUUUACCAAUUGAAGAGUUAAUACUACGGACUGAAUUAACCAACUCCAUUUCACAGGUAAAUAGAAGAAAGGGAAAAGUGGAUACUUGGGUUUUAAAUCCCAAGUGUGUCACGGUGAGUGAACUGUAUGGACAACUGGACCCUAACACCAUGGAAUGGACCGAUGGAUUGUUAUCAGCAAUCAUUCGAAACUACGUAUAUUAUAACAGUACAAGCUCUUCAAAGAAAGAUAGCGAUCUUGUACUAAAAUCAAGAAUCUCGGAUUUAGCUAAUGUUUUCCAACUUCGUGCCUUUAAUACAUCAGAUAUGAGUGCUACUACGUUUAAGAAAGGGAUGGAGAAAGAGGUUCAAGUUACCGAAAGCGAGAAGUUCGAUUGGCAGUGGGUUGUCCUGGACGGCCCCGUGGACGUCUUCUGGGUAGAAAGCCUGAACUCGAUGCUGGAUGACACUGGGACACUGUGCCUCGCCAACAGCGAACGAAUCACGGCCGAGAGUCCGUGGUAUCUGGAGAAAUACCCCGACAAGCUAACGGCAGUGCUCCAAAAGCUCUUCGUGUUUGCGUUCACUUGGGCAUUCGGAGGAACUUUGAAACGGGAAGACGAACAUGAAGACGAUGAAAUAAUGUAUUCAAGUUUUGAACCUGCUUCUCUUGCGAAAGUAACCUAUGACUUUGACCGUCUUGUUCACGAAUUGUUUGAAAGCCCAGAAGUAGGUGAGUUCUGGGAAGGCAAAGUCAAAGUUCUGCUUCCUUUCCAGCGGUUCUCAACCUGCAUAACCCUCCCAACCGGCGAGCCGUCUGUCUUUGGGUACUUUGUGGAUCUGCAGCAGUGCGAGUUCAUCCGCUGGUCAGAACUGCUUCCCAGCGUCCAGACUCUAAUUCAAAGAGGAACCUCAAUCCUAGCAGAUCCGCAAGGCUCCGGGGAAAGCAUCCUGAAGAUCACGGAAUACGGGGAGACCGUGAACCACACCCCCACCCGGGAAACCACCUGCCUGUCCUUCCUCAUCAGCCUCCUCCUGAAGAGCUUCUUCCCUGUCCUUCUCACAGGAGACUUUGGUAUUGGGAAAACCAGUGCCAUUAAACAGAUGCUUGCAAAGUUGGAGGGCUCAGGAGGAUUCGAUGUGAAAUAUGGGUCAAUUUUAGGAGAAGUCCUUUUAUAUAACGAAAUUAAAAAGUUAAGGUACCUGAGGCAGAACAUCAGCGCCUUGCUUUCCGAGUCCCAAAGGACGUCAGCUGGAAGUCAAGAUAAGACUCCUAAGAAGUCGGGAAAACUUGAAGACGGCUCCUUUAAAGAUCAUCACAAAGGAGUUAUAACCUCGACCAUCAAUUUUGGCAUCAAGAUGACCGCUGCCAAGACCAAGGAGAUGAUCCUGAAGAAGCUGAGGAGGAUAAAUAAGGACACGCUCGGGGCCCCGAGGAACAACAGGAUUGUAGUAUUCAUUGACGACCUGAACAUGCCGGAAGAAGAUAAGUACGGAGCACAGCCACCCCUGGAACUGAUCAGGCAGUUACUGGACUUGGGAGGAGUUUUUGAUACUGAAAAAAUUGCGUGGAAGAAUAUUCAAGAUCUCUCCCUCGUGGCAGCUUGCAUGCCUCCCGUGGGAAGGGGACACAUCAGCCCACGCCUCCUCAAACACUUCUCCGUCCUCGUGUUGCCUCAUCCCCCACAGAGCGCCCUGCGGACUAUUUUCCAGGUCCAUUUGGGAAUGUAUUUCUCCAUCCAUAACUUCACCCCUGAUGUGCAGAAAAGCAAGGACCACAUAAUAUCGUGUUCUCUCGCUAUAUACUAUCAAGUCUGUCAGAAUAUGCUAACGACACCAACGAAGUGCCACUACCUGUUUAAUCUCCGGGAUAUAUUUAAGCUGCUCCUGGGGCUGCUGCAGGCUGACAGGGCCAUCAUUGACUCCAAGGAGAUGGCCGCCCUGUUCUUCGUCCACGAGGCCGCCCGGGUGUUUCACGAUCGCCUGGUCGAGCAGGCGGAGAAGCAGCUCUUCUACCAGUUUCUCUCGAAGGAGCUGGAGAGCUACUUCCAGAUUGGCAUAGACGGAUGCGGAAAGGAGACUUGUACAAUCUUGGCCUGCUACUUGACGGACCACAAACUCUACCACGUGCCCGUGUCUCAGAACUAUUCCUACAUGGAAUUCAAAGAGGACUGUAAGAAGGUGUUUGUCCAGGCAGGAUUAGAAGGGACCCCCACUGCUCUGGUCUUGGCUAAUUUAAGCCUAGAUCAGGAGGCCUUCCUGGAGGACUUGAACAGCAUCGUCAGUCUGGGGGACGUGCCUGACAUAUUCGAAAAGGAGGAGCUGGACUCGCUCGCCCUGCGGAUCCGGUCUCUGGCCGAAAGGACCGGCUACGUUGACAACAGGCAGGCCGUCCUGUCCUUCUUCCAGAAGAGAAUACGUAAAAGUUUGCAUAUUUUUAUGAUCGUGAGUCCCACGGGACCUAAUUUCCGCCAAAACUGCCGCGUCUAUGCCUCUAUGAUUAGCUCCUGCACCAUCGACUGGUACGAGAAGUGGCCAGAAGAGGCGCUCCUGGUUGUAGCCAACUCUUUCUUGAGAAAAAAUGUGGAUUUAGAGAACAGAGAGAACUUAACGGAAAAACUUGCCCCAACGUGUGUCCAAAUCCACCAAAGUGUAAAAGACUUGAGCACAAAAUUCUUCCAAAAAACCGGGAGGCGCUAUUACGUGACCCCCCGAAGCUACCUGCGAUUCAUGGACACAUUUGCACACAUUUUGCGGUCACGCGAGAAAGAAUUGCAAACCAAGAGGGAUCGUUUCUACAUGGGCCUGUCCAAGAUCCUGGAGGCCAGGGCUCUGGUUACGGACAUGCAGGAGGAGCUCCUGAUUGUCACCCCUCAGAUAGAACAGAAAACAAAGGAAAAAGAAAGCUUAAUGGAAAAACUACAGAAGGAUUCCCAGGUAGUUGAGAAAGUCCAGAUGCUUGUUAAACAGGACGAAGAAAUCAUGGCGGAAGAAGUCAGGAUUGUGGAAGAGCACGCUCAGACAACUGCCAAUGAACUGAAAGGCGUCAUGCCGGCUCUGGAAAAGGCCACCCUCGCUCUCAAUGCCCUGGAUAAAGCCGAUAUCUCUGAGUUGAGAGUCUACACGCGCCCCCCUAACCUGGUCCUGACCGUCAUGAAUGCCGUCUGCAUCCUCCUGCAGAAGAAACCUACUUGGGCGACGGCCAAGCUACUGCUCUCGGAGACCGGCUUCCUGAAGAAACUGGUUCAGAUCGACAAGGACCGGUUACCCGAUAAGGUGUUCAUAAAGCUGAAGAAGUUUUUAACCUUACCCGACUUCCACCCCAAAAAGAUCGCCCACGUGUCUGUCGCCUGCUGCUCCAUGUGCGAGUGGAUCAUAGCUCUGAACAACUACCACAACGUUCGGAAGGUGGUGGGCCCAAAAGAGAUCCAAGUCACCGAAGCCCAGAACGUUCUAAGAAUUGCGCAACAAAGGUUGGCAGAAAAACAAAGAGGUUUGCAGCUGGUUGAAGAACAUUUGCACGUUUUGCGUGCCACCUACAGAGAUAUCGUUGCUGAGAAAGACAUACUAGCAGGUCGCAGACAGCUCGCCAUGAGGCGCAUGCACUGUGCGUCUGUGCUGCUCACCGCCCUGGGAGAUGAGAAGACUCGGUGGCAAGAAACAAUCGAUCAGAUAGACAGCAAGUUGGAAGGGAUUGUGGGCGACAUCCUGAUUUCAGCCGCGUGCAUUGUCUACAGCGGAGUAUUAACAGCAGAAUUCCGCGAGCUGAUUGUGAAUACGUGGGAGAAUCUUUGCACGAAAAACAACAUUUCUUUGUCUUCUCACUUUUCUUUAAUUGAAGUCAUGGCACAAACACAGCAGAUCCGCCAGUGGCAUCAGCAGGGGCUGCCUCUUGGUCAGUAUUCGACGGAGAACGCCAUCAUGAUCCAGAACGGCCUGCCCUGGCCUCUGCUGAUUGACCCCCACACGCAAGCGUAUCACUGGAUCCGCCAGAUGGAAGGGCCGCGGCUGCAGGAGCGCUCCAUCCGGGACAGCGAUUACAUCAGGACGAUUGAAAAAGCUAUGCAGGCAGGAGGGAGUGUCCUCCUGCAGGAUCUCCCUGAAACCUUGCCUCCAAGUCUGAAGAGGAUUUUGAAGAAGGACAUCUACCAGAGAAGAGGCCAGUCUUUCAUCCGGCUCAAUGAUUCUGAGAUUGAAUAUAAUUCCAAAUUUAGGUUAUACUUAUCUACAGAAAUAGACAACCCGCACUUCCCUCCCGCCGUCUAUAACUCCGUCAGUGUCAUCAACUUCACGGUGACCUUCCAGGGUUUGCAAGAUCAGUUCCUGUCCACCAUCGUCACUCACGAAGUCCCUCACCUGGAAAAUCAGCGCUUCCAGCUGCUGGAGAGCAUUUCCCUGGAUGCGAUGACUCUUGAAGAACUGGAGGAAAAGACGCUGAAUUUGCUGGAGAACACACAAGGAUGUGUGCUAGAUAACGAGGAAAUUGUGGACACCCUGAGAAAAUCCAAGAUCACUUCCAAUGAGAUCUCCAAGCGCAUCAGCGAGACGGAAAAAGCAGAAAGCGAGAUCCAGGCCACGCGUAGAAACUACCUCCCCAUCGCCACCCGGGGCGCCCUGCUCUACUUCGUCGUGGCCAGUCUGACCCAGAUCAGCCACAUGUACCAGUUCUCCCUGGACUGGUUCCGCCAGGUUUUCCUCUCCUCGGUCGUUUCCAAAGGCAAGGAGCAGGAGGAACACGGGCUGAAAAGGGAGAAAGCCCCUCCCAAGAAAGUUCACGAACUUGUAAGCCUCUCCAAAGAGUCCAAGUUGAAACCGGAGAAACCUCCCUUAGAGACGCGCCUUAAAAACUCCGUCGAGGUGCUGACCAUGAAUGUAUUUAAGGUGGUCUCCGCGGCUCUGUUCAACCAGCAUAAGCUCUGCUUCGCCUUCCUGCUUUGCGCCGCAAUCAUGAAGAACAACGCCAGCGAGGGUCCCCCCGCAGACGGCCUCGGGUCCCUCCCAGAGGAGGAGUGGAACCUCUUCCUCUACUCGGACAUCUUGAUAAACACCGACGGCGUGAUGCCGCACCCCCCUCCAUCGAAAGCUGCGGGUGUGAUUCAGGCCAAAGGCCUGAGACCAGAGGAGCUGCUGGGCCUGUAUGAAAUGGACAGAGGCGGGCACCUGCGCUGGGUCUCGUACGCCAGGUGGAGGCAGUGCCGGUACCUCAGCCGUCAGCUGGAGGCCUUCUCUGCCCUGUGCCAGUCCCUGCUGUUCAACUGGUCCCAGUGGAGCGCUUUCCAAGCCAGCACGGCCCUGUACGUUCUGCUGGGCACACCUUUCUCUGGAGAAAGGGCUUCCCUGGAGGAGAGCGAGAAAUCGCCCGAGGAAACUGAACUGCCGAAUGAACACGAAGAAGUACAUCGUCCUGUAAAUUUCCCCUGGGAGAAACUCACUCCGUUUCAAAGACUUAUUUUGAUAAAAAUUCUCCGACCAGAGCGUUUGAAGAACGCGGUGAGAAAGUUCCUGACUGAAAAAAUAGGAAGUGAGUACAUUCACAGAACCGGAACUAAUCUGAAAGAGUCCUAUAAAGUUUCCAACGCCAGGACUCCCAUGGUACUCAUUCACUCGCAGGGGGUGGACGUCAUCAAUACACUCCUGAAGUUCGCCCAGGAGUUGGAAGGAACCCCCCAGCACGUGACCAUGAUUUCUCUGGGCCAAGGCCAGGCAGCUAAAGCGGAAGACCUGAUCGCGGACGCCCUCGCCAAAGCCGGGCAGUGGGUCUUCCUGCAGAACUGCCACCUCGCCGCGUCCUUCAUGCCGCGGCUCUGCACCAUCAUCGCCGUGGAGAUGCCCAUGGGGCUGAAGAGUAAUUUACUGAAGACGCUUGGACACGACGGCAGUGGAGAGGUGACGGAAGAAAUAUUUGAAAAACCCAACUGCGGCCCCUGGUGGAAAAGGCUCUUGUUCAGCCUGUGUUUCUUCAACGCUCUGAUCAACGAGCGGAGGAAAUACGGGAUGCUGGGCUGGAACAUCAGCUACGAGUUCAACCCCUCGGACUUCGAGGCGGCCGUGAAGAUGCUGGAAAACACCCUGACGGCCCAGCCGGCCGUGCCGUGGCAGAAGCUGCGCUACCUGCUCGGGGAGGUGGUGUACGGCGGCCAGGUGACCGACCCCUGGGACCAGCGCUGCCUCAACACCCUGCUCUACAGGUUCUGUAACCCUGACGUGCUGACAUGCGACUUCAGCUUCUUCAGUGAGGAGGUGAGAAAGGAAGUUAUUGUCUUACUAGAGGCCUGGUGCACGGAAUUCGUGCCCGAGCUGCUGGGGCUGCACCCGGAGGCCACCCGGGGCUGCCGGGAGGCGCAGGCCCAGAGCUUCAUGGACCACCUGGUGGCCCUGCAGCCGAGGACGGGGCCGCCCAGCCUGGUCAUCAGCCGGGAGCCCAGCAGCGACGAUCUGGUGAUGGAGAUGGUGUCCAAUGUGCAGAAGCGGCUGCCGAUGACGGUGGAGAAGGAGGAGCGGAGGGGCGCCCAGAGCACCUUGCGGAGCAUCAUGGCGGGCACCGUGUGGGAGGCUCUGAAUAAAGGCCUGGAAGGCUACGACCCCCUCAUCCACUGUGUCUUGCUGCCCUUUUUGAAGCAAGAAAUCGAACGCUUUGAUAAGCUGCUGCUUGUCAUACAUGAAUCCUUGAGAGACCUUCAGCUGGCUAUCAAAGGAAAGAUCGUCCUCACCCCGGAGCUGGAGGAGAUCUACAACUCUCUUCUUAAAUCCAGAGUGCCCGAGCUGUGGCAGAAACACGCCUACAAGUCGUGCAAGCCCCUGGCUUCCUGGGUGAACAACCUCAUCCAGCGACUGAAUUUCUUCAACACCUGGGCCAAGAUGGCUUACACGGCCAUCUACCACCGGUAUAUGAGGUUUAUCUUGGCCUGGAAGCACUCUAGCACCAGCCCCAAACUCGAAAAGAAUUUCUUUGAAGGGUUUCCUGCAAGAUACUGGCUCCCAGCUUUCUUCUUUCCACAAGCCUUCCUGACCGCCGUGCUGCAGGACUACGGGAGGGCCCACGGCAUCUCCACGGACGCCCUCACCUUCACCCACCAGGUGAUCCCCAGCACCAUUGGCCCCAAAGAGGAGGAGUUCUCCAUCAUCGUCCAGAAGACGCUCAACCUGGUCAGGAGAGCCUUCAAGAGCACAGACCCCUCACACAUUGGGGCUCACAUUUUCGGAUUAUUCAUCGAGGGAGCAAGGUGGAACCCCGAAGAGAAGAUACUAGAGGACUCGCUGCCCCGCGAGAUAUGCUGCCAUUUCCCGGAAAUCUACUUCCUGCCAACCAAGGUUUCCACCGAGGCACCAGCCGCUGCUAACCCGCCGGAGUCGGAAGGCCACACCUUCGAGUGCCCGGUUUAUCAGACGCCUCAGAGGUCGUCCAUUUCCACAACGACCGGCUCCCCUUCGCACUGCUUAACGUCGGUGUUCCUGCCCACAAGGAGACCGCCCAGUCACUGGAUCACCAUGCAGGUCGCCCUGCUGUGUGAGAAGCAUGCGAAAUAAACUCCCGUCCCACACCAGGUACAUGUGGACUCUGACCAGGUGUACCUGUUCCAGG